AUGGAACUUUCGCAAGGUGCCGCGCAGGCGAUCUCAAAGUUCACUGAUGACUUGGCGAGCAUUGAUUGCAAGUGUGAUGAGGAGACAACUGCCCUGCGCCUCGAGUACCGCAGCAAGAUGGAGCCUCUCCUGAUGGAGCGCCGUGAGCUUCUCAAGAGUGUCACCAACUUUUGGUCCGGUGUGCUGUCGUCUCCUGAGACACCUAUCUCGGCGCUGCUGAACGGCACCAUUGAUCCUAAGAUUAUUCGCGCUGUCACAGAUUUUCAAGUGGUGACCCGUAUCAGCGAGAAUAAGCUCUACCGGAAGAUCAUCUUUACCUUCCGUCAGAACAUGUUUGUCGAGGAGGGCGAGAUCUCACGAGAGGUCGACACGGACAUGAAAACGACCACUCUGCAUCCAGUUAAGUGGAAGUCUGGCACCGAGCGCGCGCGCACUGACUCGCUUUUUGCCUUCUUCACAGAGAGCUUUUCUUCAGAUCCUGAAGAUGUGAUGGAGGUCACUGAGGCUCUUGAUACAAUUUAUCAGAACCCGUUCCUGGCGGUCGAGGCGGACUAA
Leishmania mexicana MHOM/GT/2001/U1103 is the source of this 555-nucleotide messenger RNA. RefSeq lists its product as hypothetical. Bases 1 to 555 code for a protein of 184 amino acids. Gene Ontology annotation, molecular function: histone binding; chromatin binding. The transcript has a single exon. Lineage: Eukaryota; Euglenozoa; Kinetoplastea; Trypanosomatida; Trypanosomatidae. The record is from RefSeq and is a predicted model, not a curated record. Gene Ontology annotation, cellular component: chromatin; nucleus. Gene Ontology annotation, biological process: nucleosome assembly.